AUGAGCAUCAAGUCAGCCGUCGUCUUCCUAUCAUUCUCAUCUUUGUCCGCCGUCGUCGCACCACCGAGUCCUCCCGCGUCAAGGUGCUAUGGUCUCACCGCCAACGCAUGCGUCGCAAGGUGCAGCUUCCACGACAGCGGCCACACUUUCGCUUGCCUAUCGCCGGGCGUCGAGCACACCAGGAUUGUCGUCUCACCGUCGCGCUAUGUAACGACGGGCAUGAUGUGUGCCAUACGAUCCAGGCCGUUCUACCGUCCAGCGCAGUGCACGAAUCGACAGUGGGUCUCCGAUCCCUCUCAGUCCUAUGCCAGAUUCGAUCUCUCUAUGCCCGCAAGACUGCUCAGUCUCGAGCCGGAUCCGGACGACGAAGCCUUUGCUGCCAUUCUGCAGGAAUGCUGUGUGACCGAUUGGACACUUGGCCUCAGAGCAUCCUUCUCUCCUGUCCGCCAAUUCUCCAUGAUCCAGAAUGACAUCAACGUCCUUUGCGGUCCGAGCCUCUCAGCGGCGUCACCUGCCUACUGCCGAGACCAUUUUGUAGCCGACAGUAAGCCAUCUGCUCCUUGCAGUCUCGAGGCUCACCCUUCUGCGCAGUCAGAGCGCAGUAUCGUGGGAUCGUGCUCGCCCAUGGCGCAGGACUUGACUCUUGAGAGCUGGCGAGAUGAUUAUGAUUGA
Messenger RNA from Mixia osmundae IAM 14324, 672 nucleotides. RefSeq lists its product as uncharacterized. The record is from RefSeq and is a predicted model, not a curated record. Lineage: Eukaryota; Fungi; Basidiomycota; Mixiomycetes; Mixiales; Mixiaceae. The transcript has 3 exons. The coding region runs from base 1 to 672 and encodes 223 amino acids.